Molecule: messenger RNA, 1975 nt
Organism: Poecilia latipinna (sailfin molly)
Lineage: Eukaryota; Metazoa; Chordata; Actinopteri; Cyprinodontiformes; Poeciliidae
Product: kazal-type serine protease inhibitor domain-containing protein 1
Exons: 3
Coding region: 346-1287 (313 amino acids)
Biological process (GO): regulation of cell growth; regulation of signal transduction
Cellular component (GO): extracellular region
Molecular function (GO): insulin-like growth factor binding
Source: RefSeq, a predicted model, not a curated record
UGUUUUAUUUUGAAGGGUCAGACCGGAAACAGCGAGUUGCAUUCUGUCAGACCUGACCCGGAGUGUCCGCUGCGGUCCGGCUGAUUAGAACCGGUCCCGGACUGUUUGGAUCAGCAGGUUUCUUGGGUUUGGACCCAUUUUUAUUUUUUGUUUCUGUUGGUUCUGUUUCCGGACUUUUUCCGAACUUUUGUUGUGUUUACUGGAAGUUCUGGUCAAUUUUCCCAUUUUUCCAGAGAUUUCCCAGUUCGGUUCGGUAUUUCCUGCUGGUCCUGACUGGAAUGUGAUUGCGAGUUCUGAAGAGAAGAACCUCAGUCAGAACCGGUACCAGCUCUGAGCGGACCUGAAAUGCUGGUUCUGCUGGUCCUGGUUCUGGUUCCGGAGCCGCUCUUCUGCCGGGGCGCUCCUCCGGUCCGGUCCUCCAUCCCUGACCCGAUUCUGAACUUGGACCUGCUGGAGGAGCCGGGAGGCGGCAACGGAACCGGGUUCGGGCGCUGCGGACCGUGCGACCCGGAGCUGUGCCCGGAGCCCCGCGGCUGCCGGGCCGGCCUGGUUCCGGACCGCUGCAGUUGCUGCGCGGAGUGCGGGAACCUGGAGGGCCAGGUCUGCGACCCGGGGGCCCGGGCCCGGUUCUACGGGCUGUGCGGAACCGGACUACGGUGCCAGGCGGACCGAGCCGCGGGAGGAAGAGGAGGAAGAAGAGGACAGGAGGAGAAGGAGGAGGAGGAGGAGGUGGAGGUUUGUGUGUGCGAGCAGCAGGGGGCGCUGUGCGGCAGCGAUGGAACCACAUACCUUAACCUGUGUCGGUUCCGAGAGGCCGCCUUCUCCGACCCGGAGCUCCGAACCGCGGGGAGGGGUCCCUGCAGGACAGCCCCUGUGAUCAAGGUGGCCCCCCAGGACCAGGUGAACGGCAGUGGCAGCAUCAUGCUGUUCCUGUGCGAGGUGUUUGCGUUCCCCAUGGCGCUGGUGGAGUGGAGGAAGGACGGCCGGGACGUCGUCCUGCCUGGAGACGACCCCCACAUCUCUGUCCAGGCCAGGGGCGGGCCUCUGAGGUUCGAGCUCUCCAGUUGGCUCCAGAUCGAGGGGGCGGAGCCUGCAGACUCAGGAACCUAUCGCUGCAUCGCUCGCAACGAGCUGGGAUCAGUCUCCGCCUCGGCUGUACUGGCAGUACUGGGAGCAGGUGAGACACACCUGGGAGGGGAGGAGUUUAUCCUGUCCAACCUGUCCUUCCUGUCUGUGCGUCCAGAGGAGCUGUCAUCUGAGAGGAAGCAACUGCUAGACGACCUCUGACUCCUUGGUGAUGUCGCUUCCUGUCAGCAGACCCAGUCAAGGCAUGAUCACAGACUUUUAUUUUGGCAGGGCAACAGGAUGUAGAUCUGAGGGGCUUAUGGUGGAAUUCAGUUUUUCAAAAUAAAAGACCCAGCAGCUAUUUGGGACGACUUCCUGUCGAGGCGGCACUGACUUCCUGUCGUGUUGGAAUCUGCUUCCUGUAAAAUCUGAUAAUAAACCAGAAUAUAAAUUUUUUUGUGUUGAUCUUUUUCCUCAAGAAGGAAUUUUUCUUCCAGACUCCAAAACCUGGAAGCCAUGGCAACCAUCUUCAUCCUCCUCCUCCUCUCUCCAGCUCAGGCAGGAAUCCAUUAGACUGGAUCUCCACUGGACCCUUUACUGGUUUCACUGGGAGGAGCUGAGACAGAACUUACAGGCAGUGUUCACUGACCCGGUUCUGACCCGGUUCUGGAGGCUCGGCUGUACAACCAGCAGCUGGCUCCAGUCAGUUGGCUUUGAUCUGAUCUGAGGAUCUUAACUCUGAGGUCGUCCUCCACUCAAUCAUCUGGUUCUGAUCCAGACGGCCUCCACACACGCACACACACACACACACACACACUCCCGAGCCAGCUGUUCUCCAGCUGAGGAAGAGGAGGAGGAAGUCCAGCUCAUCUGAUCUCAGUCCAGAUUGCUGGCUUGUUUCUGGUGACAA